ACUAUAAACUAUAUGAACUUAUAAACUUAAGUGAUCAAAAGUGUGUUGUUUAAAUAGCUAAAGUACGAUGGACGCAUGGCGAAAUCACGAAUUACUUCAUUUUUUAAAGUGUGUCUUUUUGCGUGGUGUGCAAUGACCCAACAUAUAAUUGAGCUUCACGUGUUUGAUACGGCGAAAAUGUCUUAUACUGGUACCUUCACGAGCUCGGGAUAGGGAAACCAAAUUAUUGAAAAAAGUUGUCAUGCGCUCUGCUCAAAUAGUCCCCUAGUAUAGUAUUUAUAGUACAUUUGAAAUGUAUUACCAUUUCAUAAAUGUAUUUUAAAUAUCAGUGUAGGCUGCAUACAUAGUAUGGAUUAUUUCUGGGAGCGUGCACAUAUUUCAUUGAUUGCUACUGCUCUUUCAUGUUUCCUAUGUGUGCCCACGCGUCUUUUCUUUAAGACAUAUUUUCAUUCCACUGAAAAGUUGUGAUUAGUCAGAAACUAAAUCAAGGUCACCUAUAGAUACACAACACCUGCAAAACAGGAAUACAAAUACUAUUACUAAUGCCAAUGUAAACGGAAUGAAAGCUGGUAAAAUCUAUUGAAAAAUCUGCCUCGCCCAGCGUACCUCCGGAAAAGACUAGUAUUGUCGUAGGAUUUCUGCAUGAACACAAAUCUUCCUACCGUAGGAAGAUUUGUGUUCAUGCAGAAAGUGCUAUAGAGGCUAUAAAUACUUCGCAGCAUCAACCUUGACAAGGGAACUGUCAAAACAAGAGUUUCGUUUAGGAUUGUCUGGAUCUCCAGAUAUACGCCCUUGCAACAUUGCUUAGAUACGUGUAAGUCCUCGAAGGUGAAAUGUGGAGCGAAAAUACAUCCUUUUCUAUAAUAAAAGGGAAACAGAUACAUAGUGAUUCAUAAAACUGUGACUCAUAACUUGAGUAUUUUUCUCUUCCGUCCCUUCCUGCGUCUACAACUCCGAAGUUCGAAGUGUAGCUCCAGUUGGUUGCUAAUGAUCGUGUCGUUAAGCAAUGAGCUGAGUGACCUACUUUUCUCCAGUUCGCAGUAGCGAGCUCCAGCCAGCCCUGUUUACCAGGAUCAGCCUACGGAGGAUGUUCGCGCUGAGCCGGAGAGAAGAUUUCGCACAUCUGAACGUUCCUACUGAGUAAAACAGUAAAAGACGCAGCGUUUAUGUGCCGAGAAACUAGACCAGGUUUCUGCUUUUGUUUUAUUACAACCGUACAUGCUCGCAUAUUUCCAAAUCACUUAACAUAUUCACUGAAUUUGUCCGAAUGUCAUGUUAGGAAGUCGAGCUUACACUUGGGGCUAAUGUGGGCAGCGUUGGAAAAGGAACAUCGAUCUGAAGUAUGGGACUCCGAGCAAACCAAAUAAAUUAAAUCAAGGUCUGGGUCCUCGCGUGUGCGGCCGGCCGCGGUGGAGCAGGCCGAUCGCGGGUAGACGGGACGGCGCCGGGACGAGCGGUCUGAAUGGGACUCGCCAGACGCCAGAGAGAGCCCGGAUGGCAGCAGGAGUGAGGAUGGACAGCCUCGCCGAAUUCGAGAACCACUGCCCGCCUGGUCAGAGGGACUGGGAUUCCAGCAGCUGUGUGGAAGAUUUGCUGGAAGAAGAUGAGAAAGACCGGGCGAAACGGGCGUCGCGUAACAAAUCGGAGAAGAAACGUCGCGACCAGUUCAAUGUCCUCAUCAAGGAGCUGUGCACCAUGCUGCAGAGUCAGGGCUACCCCCGCAAGAUGGACAAGUCCACCAUCCUGCAGAGAACCAUCCACUUCCUGCAGAAGCAGAGAGAGCUCUGUGCCCAGACGGAAUCCUGCGAGAUCCAGCAGGACUGGAAGCCCUCGUUCCUUAGCAACGAGGAGUUCACGCAGCUGAUGCUAGAGGCUUUGGAUGGUUUCCUGAUAGCACUUACAACGGAUGGAAACAUAAUAUAUGUUUCAGAUAGCGUUUCCUCCCUGACCGGCCAUUUGCCAUCAGAUAUGGUGGAUCAAAAUAUCCUGAACUUUCUCCCUGACGGUGAACACGGCAGUGUCUACAAGCUGCUCUCCUCUCGCGUGAACAUGACUGACCCUGUCUCCGCCCCCUUCUUGGAGAAUGACACACAUGUUGAGUUCUGCUGUCAUUUAGCCAGGGGGAACGUUGACCCAAAGGAACCCCCUACGUAUCAUUAUGUGAAAUUUGUUGGAGACUUCAAGUUUCAUAAUUGUGUACCUACUUCCUCCUGUAACGGUUUUGAGCUGGCCAUACCCCACUCGCUGCAGUCGUCUCUCGAAGAGCAGGUCUGCUUGGUCGCCACCGUCCGGCUCGCCACUCCGCAGUUUCUGAAGGAGUUAUGUAAUGUAGAAGAGCCGUGUGAGGAGUUCACAUCCAGGCACAGUCUAGAAUGGAAGUUCCUGUUUUUAGAUCACAGAGCAUCACCUAUAAUAGGCUACUUGCCCUUUGAAGUUCUGGGAACGUCUGGUUAUGAUUACUACCAUGUGGAUGACCUGGAACUUAUUGCGGAGUGUCAUAAACAGCUAAUGCAGUUUGGGAAGGGGAAAUCCUGCUAUUACCGCUUCCUGACCAAGGGCCAACAGUGGAUCUGGCUGCAGACUCAUUACUACAUCACCUACCACCAGUGGAACUCCAAGCCUGAGUUCAUCGUGUGCACGCACACUGUUGUCAGCUAUGCGGAGGUGCGGGCGGAGCAACGGAGGGAGCUGGGUAUGAUGGAGACUUCAUCUGAACUUGCCCCCUCCUCCUCCAUCAAGAGCCAUGACGUGUACCUCGACAUCCGUCCUGAGACGACCCAGGAAAGUGUGGGCAGGGCUUGUUCAGUCUCCUCCCACAGCUCCCGAAAGUCUUCUCACACUGCCAUGUCUGAUUCGGCAUCAAAUUCCUCCAUCCGGUACGCAGAGACCAGUACCCCUUCACGCCAGUCCAUCGCCGUGGCAACAAACAAGGCCCUGCCCAGACCCCAACCCAACAGCUCCAAGACUUUACUACAGAGUCCGACCUCAAGCAGCCUGCACCCCACGCCCAGCACCCCCUUGUCCCCCCCCUGCAGUGGCCUUCAUCCCCAACCCAGCACCCCCCUGUCGCCCCCCUGCAGCCAGCACUCUCCCAUGCAGUCGCCGCUGGGGGUGAUGCACCAGCUGAAAGAGGAGUUGGAGGAGAGAACGCGAGUCUUGCAGGACGACAUCAAGACCCAGCAGCAGGGCCUGCAUCACAUUAAGGAACAGCUGCAGCUCCUGCAGAUGUUGUUACAGAAGCCCCAGGAUGUGAGCCCAGUGCACCAGGCCCAGGCAGUACACUCAGGCCCUGGCAGGUCCCAGCAGGGGGUCAGCCCCUCCAAGCAGUCUGCCCUGGGGCAGGAGCACCUGUGCAGCCCCCCCGGCUCCUCCUCGGCCCUCUCUCUCAGCACAAACUCCACUCAGGUGCAGAGGUCAGUGGGGAGUGUCCAGAUGCAGGUGUCCGGCCUACCGAUGCAGACCCACACCAGUAUAGCCACGCCCCUCUACAGCAACCCCGCCCCCUUCCCCUCACACUGUCCUGCUGCUCCAGACCUCAGCCAAAGACACCCCGAUUUCAGCCCCGAGGGGCAGCUACGAAUGCUGCUCAACCAGCCAAUCCAGUCCCUGAUGCCAGACAGCACCAUGAGCUCACCGGCCUCGCAGUACAACACGGUGCUUCAGCCAACCAAAUACACCGUGGAGCCGCAGACGAUGACGGCGUCUCUCCCACAGCUCAGCUGCAGCGCCCUGAUCGUUCCCCCCUUCAUGAUCUCCCACAAUGGCUUCUUCACCCCCCAGCCACAGCCCACCCACGCCCCCCAGCAGCCCAUACAGCUGCAGCAGCAGCACUACUUUCAGAUGCAAGCUCCAGGGAUGCAGACCCAGGCUCUCUUCCACACAGCUCAAGUACCACAGCAAAGCACCAUGGGAUACAUUCAGCCACAACAACAGCAGCAGCAGCAGCAGCAGCAGCAGCAACAACAACAACCGCAGCCACACCGGCAUACGCUAAACCAGACUGGCAACCUUUCAAGUAUGCAGCUCCCACGAUAGCGCCCCCCUCAGGGACCAGACUGCGACUGCACUGCCCCUGGAGGGGUGCAAAGGGAUGCCUGGUUGAGCCGGUCCCUAGAACGAUGCUUGCGUUCACCGUGGCAACCGCCCCUCACAAACAGUUUCAGAACCCAUCAGGAGUGGCCUUACUUUGAAUAAGGUACAUUCUGUCUCCGCGUCGUUUUAUUGAUACUAUUAUAAUUCUAGUUUUCUUUAAAACAGGUGCAUUUUUUGUGCUUGUUUUUUGUGUUAUAUGGCAGCAGGAAAUGGGGGAGGGGUGGAGCUCUAACUUGGGGAGCCAGUGUUGAUGUGUGGAGCUGUUUUCCUGAGGUCAAAAAAAAAAAAACAUUGUGCUUUUUGUAAACAACCAGACUAGAUCACCGUGACACCCAGUGUUCCAUAAACACAGUAUAAAAAAAAAAAAACAUAAAACAUUACAAGCACAAAUAAUCACACUUUUUGCUUUGGUCUGCUUAAAGUAGACAGGAGCAGCAUCCAAUACAAUUGCCAGAACGCACUUUAAACACACUAAUUAAUACACGCUACUUAAAAUACACGGUCAGUUCAGUCGUUACGUCUACUUGUGUAAAAAUGUUGGUCUGUAAGAUCAAGGGGAAAGCGUCUGAGAUGGUUCUGAUCAAAUAAACCAUUGCUGGAAUCAGCGUCUCAUUUCUCCAUGCAACUCUCCUCAUGGUCCUGAUUAAGAACAUUUUCUUUGAAAAUGGGGUCUGUUUUAUUAUUUUUAAAAGUCAUCGUUAGAAAGAAAGAUUAAAAAUAUGCGAUGAAUGGAAAUCCAUGCUUCAAGACUCUUGAAGUUCUUACUGCUGGGCUGCACAGCCAGGAGUGUGGCAGCUUGCUUCGAUAUUCACAUUUUACUGUGAAAUAAUAGUCUUUUUUUAAUUCAUUUUUAUUUUGGGUCUGCUGUGCGCUACGGUUACAGUGCAGAAGGGGUGCAAAGGCUAACAUUGGCUUGUAAAUGGCUGCUUGGAGAUUAGACUAGAGGCUGUGCAACAGAAUUGCGGCCAAUUCCAUUUUUAGUCUAUUUCAGUUCCAUUUCAAUUUCAGAAAUGAAUUAAUUCAUCAGUUGAGAAAAUCCUGAAAUAACUUUGUGGCCAUUUUUGAAUUCACAAAAUGAAUUUCAGUUAAUUUCCUGAAUUGACUGAAUUGAAAUGUAAUUGACCCAGGCGAGUCUGGCUUAAAGGCUUUUCAGGUUUUGAAACUGGUGUUAUUUUGUCUGGGUCAGUGCACCCUCUGCUGUUUGGGGUCAUGGAUUUAUUUGGAUCUUUUCAUGGAAAAGUAGUAGAUUGUGCUCCAUUUAUUGUGUGCACCUUCACUGGAGAAAAAGGUUCUCAGGCUAUGUGUAGUCCCAUGAAGUUUCAUUGCAAGCCCAAGCACAGCAUGCAGGCCUUAUGCAGUCCUUGUUCACUGUCUGGAGGCAGGUUUACAGUGUUGGCUGAGGCAAUGGUGGAAGGUAUUCCAAUAUGUACCCUUGUGUUUUGUUACGACAUAAAUAUAUGAAACAUAUUUAGAAAUGAUCUUAAUCGAUCUUUAAAAGUAAUAUAACAUCAAUAUGGUUGAUGAAUAUCAAUUUUAGAAGCAUCAGGAAUGUUACAUGGCUGGUUCUGUUUUAUGUAUCUCUCUCUGUCUCUCUCUCUUUCUCUCUCUCUCUCUCUAACAGACUCACACAAUACAAAUUGCUUUUCAUCCAACAGGUCUGUUUAUGUUUUCUGCAUAUCAUUACAUUGCAACCUUCCAUGAUAAUUAGAUUUUUUUUUAAAAAUUGAUUCUAAUGGUAAAUAUUAAUUUUAUAGCAUGUAUGUGCGUGCGUUUCCUGUGUCUGUAUUUGCCUCGUUUUGUUUCUCAAAAUGAUUUCCAUACGCGGCAGAACAUUCCUCGUUAAGGUUUAAUUUAUGUGGAUUGUGUUCAUAACUCAAGAGUGGAGGCUGAUUCACGAAUGGUAAUUAAAUUUAGUUACAAAUUUAUCAAUUUCAUUGGAUUUUAAAUUAGCCAAAACGAAGUUUGAGUCAUAAAUAGUAAUUCAGUUGAGUCAUGAAUGGCUUUAAACUCUCAUGCGUGCACACGUGUGCCCAUGUUUCCUCCUGCCUGGCUGUCUGUGAUUGGCCCUCACCGACCCAGUGAUUCAUCCUGUCCAACACACUCCGUCUCCUAGCAGCUGAAUAAAAAAACUCUCUCUGUCCAGGGAAAAGAUUUUGAAAGAUAUAUAUCUAAAGAAUGUUUUAACUUCUGAUUUGAAAAAGGAUGUAUUAAGACAGGUUUUAAUGUAUAAAAGAAAGACAGAAUUAUUUAAUAGCCUACAAUAUGUACUGUGUAAAUGGGAUUUAAAUAUUUUUGUACAGAAAUAUCUGGAACAUUCCUUUGACCCUGUUUGUGUGUGUGCGCGUGCGUGUGCGUGUGCGUGUGUGUGUUUGCGUGUAUUUGUGUGUGUUUGUAUUUGGGUGUGUUUGUAUGCAUAUGAGAUGUAUCAAAGGCAACCUUAUACAAUUUCUUGGUUUCUCGUAAAUGUAUAUACACAUAAAAACAUAAAAUAACUUGACAUAUAGUAGGCUCCUGCCAAUAUCACCUCACUGAUUAUACUCUUCAAGAAUGGACGGCCUUUAUUCUGGUCUCCAUACAUUAAAAACACAUGAUCUUUAACUUCUUGCAACACAGUGUAUUAAUUUAGCUAAAAUUAGAAACUUUAUAUUUUUAUACUUUCCCCCAUUAAUAUAUUCAACCCUAAGCAACCCUAAAUAUUUAGUUUGCUUUUAAUGUGCCUCUGUUGUGUGACCAUGAAUAAUCUAUUUUGAUUUUGUAAUUUUGAUUUGUAAAUCACUUUUGAUAUCCAAAGAGGUCAAAUACAAGAGAAUGAUAGUCACAUUGUACUAGUUCCAUAAAUUUUCCAUAGAAGCAAUUGUGUGUAAAACUGAAUUUUAAAAAGAAACACAGACAUAGUCACAGAUCAAAGAGGAAGAAAGAGCAUAUUGAGUUUAGAAUCUGCACAUUAAUCAUUUAUAAUUUUAUUGUUAGUACAAUGUUCAACAGAAAGCUAGCCUAAUAAGACAGUUUAACUAGUCUAUGACACAACACACCAUAAAAUUGGAAGCCUUGUUAAAGGGUGCAUUUGUUUGAGUGAUGUGUGUGCUUUAGCGAUUUGCUGAUACUUUUAGUGAUGCACUACUUCAGCAAUGUGCUGCUUCAUGCCCCUAAUUCCUCCUCAUUUGAGUUAAUAGUAAACUUUGAGCCAAGGUCUCUACAACUGACUAGUUGGUGCAUCAACAGACCGGACAGCAUUUUACAGGUGACAAGAUUGUUUAAAACAGGCCACUCAGGCUAUGUAGGCUAUUCACUUACAGACUAGAGAGUAUACAGCACUGUAUCAGGCCUGGACUUGAAACCCAAGUGUCUGUGUCUCCAUUAUAUGACCUGGAAGUAUGUUCCAUUUCCCUGAAAAUAAAUACUUCCUGAUAGCAGUACAAAAUCUAAUUUCCACCUAUGCUCUCUUAUUCAGCUGUCAAACUCAACCUUAAGUGUCUUUUGUUAUCCACUUUAUUAGUACCUUUUUAAACUGUAUAAACCUCAAUCAAAUACUGAAGCUAUUCAUGUUAAUAUGCUACUUGAAGGAAUUAUGAAAUAUGUGAGAGUUAUCAAGCCUUUUGGUUGUCAGUGUGACCUCUGCUUGAGCAAUGAAACCGGGAGUGGUCAAAACUAUGUUUCUGCUUGUUUUCUGAAGAAAUAAUGAGAUGGAAACGCUUCUCGUAAUUUCUCCACUAUGUGAAGCAGGGUUGCUUCAGUAAGGUACCGUCCUCUUGUGCUGCAGUCAAAUAAUUUGUCAAUUCACAGCUUUUCAUUUUAAUUUGACAGCAUGACAGAGCUGAUUUCAUCUUGCCGCGGAAUGCUUUUUUAGUGCAAUUAUUAUUGUGAUUUUACAUCUAAUUUCAGCACAUAUUUCCUUGGUCUCGUAAAAAAAAAAAAAACUUAAAA
Messenger RNA from Anguilla rostrata (American eel), 8016 nucleotides. Its product is annotated as neuronal PAS domain-containing protein 2-like. The transcript is spliced from 22 exons. Gene Ontology annotation, cellular component: cytoplasm; CLOCK-BMAL transcription complex; nucleus. The coding region runs from base 1495 to 4035 and encodes 846 amino acids. Lineage: Eukaryota; Metazoa; Chordata; Actinopteri; Anguilliformes; Anguillidae. Gene Ontology annotation, biological process: circadian regulation of gene expression; regulation of transcription by RNA polymerase II. The record is from RefSeq and is a predicted model, not a curated record. Gene Ontology annotation, molecular function: RNA polymerase II cis-regulatory region sequence-specific DNA binding; protein dimerization activity; DNA-binding transcription factor activity, RNA polymerase II-specific.